This is a messenger RNA of Magallana angulata, 2219 nucleotides long. Its product is annotated as alkaline phosphatase-like. Lineage: Eukaryota; Metazoa; Mollusca; Bivalvia; Ostreida; Ostreidae. The transcript is spliced from 10 exons. The record is from RefSeq and is a predicted model, not a curated record. Gene Ontology annotation, molecular function: alkaline phosphatase activity. Bases 219 to 1832 code for a protein of 537 amino acids. Gene Ontology annotation, biological process: dephosphorylation.
UCUCUCUCUUUCUCUCUGUGGGAUUGGCGUGGAUUGUUAUCAUUUUAACUGCAUAAAAAAGAAAAGGGCGCGGGUCGUCAUCCAUGACCAGUGGACAUACCCAGUCCCUAUAUUUUUGUACUUUUUAUGGUUGACCGGUGAUAUUCUAUCAUUAGCCUCCCCGUGACUGAUUUUCCUAGCCUACCCUUUUUUUUUUUUACCUAACCACAACAAUCACAAUGCCUCCGCCUAAGUAUUGGAUCGUUCUUGGUUUAAGUUUACAUAUUUUUUUCGUAGAUAAAGAAGUUAAAGCACAGUCUCCCUGGGGGGAUAUUGCGCAGACGGAACUGGAUGAGGCACUCCGAGUAACUGCCAACACUAAUGUUGCUAGGAACGUCAUUGUGUUCCUAGGAGACGGGAUGAGCAUCUCCACGGUAACGGCCUCCAGGAUUCUUCAAGGUCGUCUGAAGGCAGAGCUAGGGGAGGGGAACUAUCUAGCAUUCGAAAAGUUUCCAAAUUCAGGCCUGAUAAAGACAUACUGUAAUGAUCAAACAACGCCCGAUUCAGCCUCCACCGCCACCGCCAUCUUGUGCGGGGUCAAAACAAACGCCCGCACACUCGGGGUCAAGGACAGCGCUGUGCUUGGUAACUGUACGUCACAGGCCGGUAAUGAAGUGAAUAGUAUUCUGGACUGGUUCCACGCUGAUGGUAGAUCCACAGGUAUCGUAACGACAGCCAGGAUCACACACGCCACCCCCGGGGCUGGCUACGCCCACUCCGCUGAUAGGGAUUGGGAAGGAGACUCAGAGAUGGAGGGGGUGACCGGGGGAUGUAAGGACAUCGCCUAUCAGUUGGUUAAAGAAAAUCAACACAUACAGGUACUCUUUGGGGGUGGUCGCUAUUAUUUCCUUCCGAAUACUACAAAUGAUCCUAAACAUGGCGACAAAAAUGUGAAAAAACAGAGGAGGGACGGGUUAGAUCUAACCAAGGAGUGGCAGAAUGACAAAAAUGAACGCAAUCUCCGAUCGAGCUACAUGUGGACCAGACAACAGUUAAUGGACAUAGACCCACAGAAGACUGACUAUGCUCUAGGUCUUUUUAAUGACGAUCACUUAAGUUUUGAGCUGGACAAAGACAGUGAUUCAACCGAGGAACCCAGUCUCGUCGAAAUGACGGAAAAGGCGAUACGGAUUCUCCGUAAAAACCCUAGAGGUUUCUUCUUACUAGUGGAAGGUGCCCGUAUUGAUUCUGCUCAUCACGAUAACAAUGCCAAGAGAGCGUUAUAUGAAACGCUGGCAUUUGAGACGGCGAUUAGGGGGGCGUUAGAGCUGGUGGACGCUAGUAACACGCUGGUGUCGGUAACGGCGGACCACUCACACUCAUUCCUUAUAUCGGGCUAUGCUUCUCGUCACAACAGUUUGUUUGGUUAUGUUGACAAAGUAAAGGCUAAGUAUCGUCCAAAAGACGGGGUCCUGUGGACGACACUGUUGUACGGCACUGGACCGGGCUAUGACUGGGGACUGAGGACCAACAAAUCAAAACAGGAGCUGGAAAGCAAGGAUUACAUCCAAGCCGCCGCCUCGCCGCGGUCUUCCGGUACACACGACGGACAGGAUGUGGCAGUGUAUGCACGUGGUCCGAUGUCCCAUUUACUUACAGGCGUGCACGAGCAGCAUUACAUCAAUUACGUUAUGACGUACGCGGCAUGUGUUGGACGGCACAAACACAAGUGCAUGGAAGAAUCCAGACUAAUUAACUCUGCUGCUGUGGAAAAAUCUGUAUUGACCUUAUAUGGUGCUGUCUUUGCCUUGCUUAUUCUGUAUCGAUCUGCAAACCUUUUGUUAGGCCACUGAGUCAUGCUAAGUAUAGAGAUGACAUAUUUUACCUGUGUCCAUCUACAUCUUCACCUUUUUAUGACCUCAUUAAUAUCUCAGAAAUGAUCAACACUUAAUGAAUAGGAUGUAUGAUAUUUUAAACAGACAAUACCUGCAUAAUCUAGAAGGAUCUAUCGAUUUGGAUGUUAAUGGUUCUAUGAUGAGGCGCUUAGUUCUUGGGCGGUACCGAAUGAAACAUUAACAGAUAAGGGAAAUAACUUUCUGGUGAUGCAUGCUAAUUCAUAAUACAGGUUGUAAGCUAGCCAUAACAUAAGCAGAUAGUAAUAUUUCCUUAUUUUACCCCCUAAUGCCAGUUGGACUCUUUCAGUACAUCAAUUUUCACAUUGAAUAAAUCAUAUAUUUGUC